AUGGAGACAAUGAAGAGAUCAGAGAUUGAUACAACGGCACCGUUUAAAACCGUUAAAGAAGCUGUCGCUUUGUUCGGCGAGAGAGUCUUAGCCAGUCAAGUCUAUUCCAACCAUCUCAAAGUGAUGGAAGGAGAGAAACUGGUUGAUCCAGAAAAGAUUGAGACAGAGCUUAAAGAGACAAAACACAAUCUCAAAAGAGCAAAAGAAGAAAGCUUUCAAAUGAGGAGCUCUUUGUGUUCUCUUAAGGAAGAGCUUGAAAGGACAAAACAAGAGCUUCAGAAGCUGAGAGUGGAUCCUGUGGAACCCGUAAAGAAAGUUGAUGAGACUGUUUUCAAAACCAAAUUCGAAGUGUUGGUUCCUCAGAUUGAUGAUGGACCAAUUAGUACUAGUCCAAGGUUGAGAUCGAUGAGUGAGAAGAGAUACGUUAAAUUUGCACACCCUACGACGGGUGAUAAUGGUUCGGCGGUGGAAAUGUUUCUUGAGAGACACCCUUCAAUGAGAAAGAAGGAGAAGAAGUCGAAGACGAAGAAGAAGAAGAAGAGUUUGUUCCCUUUGUUUAUUGGAGGGAUUUUUGCUAAGAAAAAGGUUUUUCAAUGA
Molecule: messenger RNA, 597 nt
Organism: Microthlaspi erraticum
Lineage: Eukaryota; Viridiplantae; Streptophyta; Magnoliopsida; Brassicales; Brassicaceae
Source: the annotation of a GenBank genome assembly